CGCUGUCAAUCUUUUUCCCCCUGCCAGUUUUAUUUGCGAUCGCCAUAUUGGGUGCUCGAACGACUUGUCUGUUUUCCUCGGAAUUACUACGACGGGGAUCGCCGUUUUCAUGACUCGUUCGCCGCUCGCGCGCGUUCGCCUUUCCGCGUUUGUUAUGCGUGCGCCCUGCGCCUCGCUCCGCGUUCUCGGGAGGGAUUGCUCUUAGUUACGCCGCGUCUGCGAUUCUCGGACAAACUUUUCACGUGCGAAAUGUCAAAAGUGCGCGUCUCCAAUGGAAGUCCGACGCUGGAGCGAGUGGACCCCAGGCAGGCGGAUCACGGCAAGCCGCCUGUCUGCCGAAGUCUCUUCGGCGCCGUGGACCGCCAAGAGUUCGCCAAGGAUGUACGGGAGCAAAUGCGGGAGAUCGAGAGAGCGUCCGCGGAAAAGUGGAAUUACGACUUCGCCGAAAACCGACCGCUCGCGCCGGGCGACUACGAGUGGCAGGAGGUGGACGCCGACGAAGUGCCGGACUUUUACACCAGACCCCCUCGCGUAAAACGGCCCUCUUCGGCCGGGACUGUGGAUCAUAACGGGAACCACGAUUAUUUCUUGACGGCUCCCUCUCCGUCCCCGGAGAGCGGAGCGGGGAACUCCGAACGCGCGGACGCCGGGAACCGCUCGCUCAGCACGCCGAGGAAACGACCGUCGACGGAAGAUCAGGAUGAUCUUCGCCGAAGCAAAAGACCCAGCGUCCACGCGAGCGAGGCCGACCCCUGUCCGGACGCGACGAGCUCGCUCGAGCGCGCUCCCUGCGAACCGGACCCCAAAACGUAAAGGAGAUACGCCGAGAAGCCCGCCCUCACCAUCGACUACUUCGCCAGCCUUGCCAAGUAAACGGGGACAGACGGCGCUUCCAAAAUACAAAUCGAGCCUCGGAGGGGCUGAAUAAGCACUGAAUUUUUACACUAAACUUUUGGCACUCGACAGAUUUUAUAUUUGCCUCAAAAGCAGACGAUGUAGCAGUAUGCGAUUGGAGUUGCUUCGUUUCUUCUUUUACUACCUAUGUAUAUAUAUAUAUAUAUUUUUUUUCUUUUUAUAAUGUAGCACGUUUUCGUUUCAUGUUCAUGUCAAAGCAAAACGCGAUCCUUCACUAAUCCACCGCGCUUCACUUUAAGAAUUGCUGCGCGGUUUUUCAAACGCAUCUCCCGAACGAACCGUUUUAAAGUAGCCCACAUAUCCCUAUGGAUGGAUGGAUAGAUAGACCGUCUGUCAGACACACACACACACACACACACACACACACACACGCACACACACAUUAGGAGCAUCUUUCCACUGCUCUCGAUUUUGCCUGCCUCACAAAAUACACCUUAAGUGCUCAACGCUCGCCCUUGUUAAAGUUGCACAAAUGUCAUCGUCUAAACCGUUACUUUUCUUCUCACCUCAUGUGACCUAACUACAUUAAACCGCUUCGAUAAUUACAUUAACGCGACUCAUGUUUAUUGGUACUUAAGCUCAUUUUCUUUGGUUUUUCACACUCAAACACACCUUGGUCAUGAGAACUGUGGCUCUUAGUGUGCUGUUAAACGUUUCGCGCUUUUUUACAGUAUUAUUAUAUUAUCCUUGGGUUCUUCCACUAAUUUUACUUUAUUUAUUUCGCUUCAUUAGCAUCCUCGUAUCAAUUUCUCAUUAACUACAAAUCCUACUGAGUACACGAUACAACAGAGCAACUGUAUUGAUCCCUUGAUUAUUUUUUGCCUUUUUUACGUUCGUUGGCGUGUAGCUUUACGUUUCUAUAUAUAUAUAUAUAUAUAUAUAUAUAUAUAUAUAUAUAUAUAUAUAUAUAUAUAUAUAUAUAUAUAUAUAUAUAUAUAUAUAUAUAUAUAUAGUUAGUACUUUCUCUUAACACUGGGCCAUACGUUUAACAACAACAUUAGUCCGUGAAGCCGCUUCUUUGCAACGAUAUAUCUGGCUUUCGUGUUGAACAUGACAUGGCACUAUGAUUGCAAAUCUCUAUGAAAACUCAAUUAAGACGUUACACUGCGCCUGUGUAAAACAUUCAAGUGUACAUGUGCUCGUAAACAAAACUAAAAGGAUAAAAAAAACACUGAGGAAAUUAUACUAACUUAUUUAUGUCAAGCUUUUUCUUGUUUAUGACUAUCCAAAGUGGCAUUUGUGCAUUUUCUCUUAUUACUUCUUUUUGUAAUUUUCCUUUUCUCCUUUUUUAUCCAUUUGUGCAAGGUUGCAUACUGAGCCUUUUAAGAAAUGAUGUGGACUGUGUAUUGCUUUAUAAAUGAAACGAUUAAACCAUCAUGACAUUGACCCUU
Molecule: messenger RNA, 2306 nt
Organism: Danio rerio (zebrafish)
Lineage: Eukaryota; Metazoa; Chordata; Actinopteri; Cypriniformes; Danionidae
Gene: cdkn1ba
Product: cyclin dependent kinase inhibitor 1Ba
Biological process (GO): regulation of cell cycle
Cellular component (GO): cytoplasm; endosome; nucleus
Molecular function (GO): cyclin-dependent protein serine/threonine kinase inhibitor activity
Source: RefSeq, marked validated